Messenger RNA from Pseudocercospora fijiensis CIRAD86, 1983 nucleotides. RefSeq names its product glycoside hydrolase family 92 protein. Bases 1 to 1983 code for a protein of 660 amino acids. Gene Ontology annotation, biological process: protein quality control for misfolded or incompletely synthesized proteins; carbohydrate metabolic process; glycoprotein catabolic process. The record is from RefSeq and is a predicted model, not a curated record. NCBI's taxonomy places the organism in Eukaryota, Fungi, Ascomycota, Dothideomycetes, Mycosphaerellales, Mycosphaerellaceae. Gene Ontology annotation, molecular function: peptide-N4-(N-acetyl-beta-glucosaminyl)asparagine amidase activity; carbohydrate binding. The transcript has 3 exons. Gene Ontology annotation, cellular component: nucleus; cytosol.
AUGUGCCACGGCUAUAGUAGUGGGCUGGCAUUGCUCACUCUCGGCACCAUCGCAAAAGCUCAAGGCACUUCCGUCAACUUCAACUUGGUAAACCCGCUGAUAGGGUCGUACAAUGGCGGCAAUGUCUUCGCUGGAGCUUCCCUACCUUUUGGCAUGGCUAAGGCAGUAGCCGAUGUAUCUGGUGCCAAUACUGCAGGCUUCUCAUACGAUUUCUCGAACGUGACUGGAUUCUCUGCUCUCCAUGACUCGGGAACUGGCGGGAAGCCGUCCAUGGGCAACUUCCCGCUGUCGGCACAGCCAUCAUACUUCAAGGGCGGCGACAUUCGCGAUACAGGCAUAUGGGUGAAUGAGCGUGCAGGCACAGAGCCAAAGGAGCUGUUUGUCAACCGAGGCUACAGUUUGUUUUACAUUCAGGCAGGCGCUUUUGUCAGGUUUCGGAAGCCCACGAAUGGAGUAAUCCAAGCUCGGAUGGGAGUCAGCUUCCUGAGUACCGACCAGGCAUGCCAAAAUGCAGAGCAGGAAAUACCGGAUUUUGACUUUGCUGCGGUUCGAUCAGCUGCGGAGGAGGCUUGGGAGAGGCGUCUCAAAGGCGUCUCGAUCAAAGCUGGCGGUGCCUCAUCAGACUUGCAGAAGACGUUCUUCUCUGGAUUCUAUCGCACUCUGCUGUCUCCGCAGAACUACACGGGCGAGAAUCCGCUGUGGAGUGACAAUGAGCCAUACUUUGACAGCUUCUAUUGCAUCUGGGACUCCUUUCGAACAACCUUUCCAUACCUCGUGGUCACCCAGCCAGAUGCGGUCUCGCACAUGAUUCGCAGUCUGAUCUCAACGUACACUCAUCUCGGCUGGCUACCAGACUGUCGAAUGCAGCUUUGCAAAGGCUACUCUCAAGGCGGAAGCAACGCUGAUGUGGUCAUUGGGGAUGCAUACGUCAAGAAGCUUACUGGCAUUGAUUGGGAUAUGGCAUAUAAAGCAGUGGUGAAUGACGCUGAGAACGAGCCAUUCGAUUGGGGCGUGAACGGUCGCGGUGGUCUGCAGAGCUGGAAGCGAUAUGGAUACAUUCCAUUCAACGACUUCGACCACUGGGGCUUCGGACCUGAUUUCCACACGAUUUCCAGAACGCUCGAAUACGCUUACAACGACUUCGCUGUUGCUCAGAUGUCCAAAGGCUUGAAUCACGACAGCGAUUAUGAGAAGUACAUGCAACGCAGUGCUAAUUGGCUGAAUCUUUACAAGGCCAAUCAAACUUCAUUCUGGAUGAACGGCACAGACACAGGGUUUACGGGAUUCUUUCAACCUCGCUUUGCCAACGGCACAUGGCGCUAUCAAGACCCUAUCGAAUGCAGUCCACUCGAUUCGUUCUGCAGCUACAGCUCCAACCCGAAGGAGACAUUCGAGUCGGCAAUCUGGGAGUACAUGUUCUACGUUCCUCAAGACCAGGCCACGCUCAUCAAAACGUUGGGUGGAGCAUCGGAGUUCAUUCGAAGGCUGGACUACCUUCAUGAAUCCGGACUUCUGGAUAUCGGGAACGAGCCGAGCGAGCUGACGUGUUUCCAGUAUCACUAUGCUGGGCGACCGGGUCUCAGCGGCAGAAGACUGCAUACAUACAUCCCCAGUUCUUUCAAUGCAGGCGUCGAUGGCUUGCCGGGAAACGAUGAUUCCGGGGCGAGUGGCAGCUUCCUAGCUUUUGCAAUGUCUGGCAUCUUCCCCGUGGCAGGUCAGAAUGUGUAUCUGAUCGUGCCGCCAUACUUUGAGAGUGUGAGCUACACUCAUCCGCAGACUGGCAAAGUGGCAACGAUCGUCAACCACAACUUCGACCCCACAUACCAGGCCAUGUACGUGCAGAAUGCCACGCUUGAUGGACGAGCAUACAGCAAGAGCUGGAUCGGACACGAGUUUUUCCUCGACGGUGGGACGUUGGAGUUGACUUUGGGCCAAGCGGAGAGUGAUUGGGGGACGCACGAGAAAGAUUCGCUCGUGUGGUAG